UCACAUGGAAGAAAGAACCAACAUGGAUGCUGCUGACGACAUCGCAGUCAUCGGGAUCGGAUGCAACUUCCCGGGAGGUGAAGGCUUGGAUAAUUUUUGGAGGGUUCUGUCAGAGGGCAAAAAUUGUGUUGUGGAUAUUCCAGCUGAGAGGUUUGACAAAGAUUCCUGGUAUGAACUUGAUGGCAGCAAACCUGGAAAGACGCAAACCACCAAAGCUGCUUUCAUAGACGGGUUCAACGAAUUUGACCCCAAAUUUUUUGGCAUUCCUGAGGCAGAGGCGGAUGUCAUGGACCCUCAGCAGAAACUGCUCCUUCAAUGCUCCUUCAGGGCCUUGGAGGAUGCCAGCAUCCCCAUGGAGCGCAUCAGUGGAAGCACAACUGGAGUUUAUAUUGGUCUAAUGAACCGAGACUAUGAGAUGCUGCGAAGUAAUAACCCCGCCUCCAUAAAUCACUACAACGCCACGGGGACGGCCAUGAGUCUGGCAGCCAACAGGAUCUCCUUUGUCUUCAAUCUCACCGGGCCAUCGUUUGCUGUGGACAGUGCAUGCUCCUCCUCCCUGGUGGCUCUACACGUAGCUUGUCAGGCGAUAAGACAAGGGGACUGUGAGAUGGCACUGUGUGGAGGGGUCAACUGCAUUUUGGAGCCUCGGGUGUUUGUGGCCCUCAGCAAAGCCAGGAUGAUUUCGCCCGAAGGCACCAGCAAGCCCUUCUCCAGCCGAGCAGAUGGCUACGGCAGAGGCGAGGGCUGCGGUGUCGUUCUUCUCAAGCCGCUCAAAAAUGCAUUACAAGACUGCAACAAAAUCUGGGGUAUCAUUGCCAAAACAUCUGUCAACCAAGAUGGAAAUUCAGUGUCACCAAUCACCAAGCCGUCCUUGCAUCAACAAGAGGCGCUGCUGCGACAAAUAUACUCCGAGCGUGACCUCGCCAAUGUCCAGUACAUCGAGGCCCAUGGAACUGGAACCCCCGUUGGAGAUUUGGCAGAGGCAACAAGCAUCUCAAACGUGGUUGCCAAAUCUAGAGACGGUGGUGCAGACACUCUAUGGAUCGGCUCUGUGAAGGGAAAUAUUGGACACACAGAAUCUGCGGCCGGGGUGGCCGGACUCAUCAAGGUGCUCCUCAUGAUGAAGCACCAGACCAUCGUUCCAUCUGUUUUCUACUCCCAAGACUGUUCCAGCAUAAAUGCUGAAGUCAUGAGAAUUAGUAUUCCAACAAAAGCUGAAGGGUGGGGAACGAAUGGAUCGUGUCAACGGGUGGCUGGCAUUAACAGCUUUGGGUUUGGAGGCACAAAUACACAUGUAAUUGUAAGAGAGUAUAAACAGACUGCAAAUGUCGCACACAUCCCAAAAGAUGGUCCCAGGAUUUUUGUGACAUCAGCAGCCUCUGAGGAAUCCUUGAUCCGAUCCCUCGCUGAUAUCCACAGACGGCUUCUCGACGGCCAAGCAGCUGACGCGCAGGCAUUAUCCUUUACCUCUGCUUGUGGACGGAGCCACACAAAGCACAGAUAUCGCAGGGCUUUUGUCUUCUCAUCCCUUUCAGAUUUACAGGAUCAGCUUCUGUCUUCAUUGAAAGCAAAGGUGGCCUUGACAUUGUCAAACACUGAGGUAGUGUUUGUGUUCAGUGGAAACGGUGUUGCCUUCAAAGGCAUGUGCAGGCAGCUCUUUAGCACCCUUCCUUAUUUCAAAGACAAGGUGCAGGAGGUGGAGGUCCUCUUUCAGAAGAAGAACCAACACAUUAGAAUCAGUCAGUGGCUUUCCGAAGAGUGGGACACGGUUGACCUGAGCCAGCCAGAUGUUGUCCAGCCUUUGCUUUUUGCUCUUCAGGUUGCCAUAGCAGCUCUCCUGAAGCACUGGGGCAUCAAACCUGACACAGUGCUGGGACACUCCUUAGGCGAAGUCGCUGCCGCUCACUGCUCUGGUUUGUUGUCUCUCGAAGAUGCUGUCAAAGUGGUCUACCACCGCAGUGUGCUUCAAAGUAGGGUUAUCUAUGGAAAGAUGCUUGUGGUGGGCAACAUACUUUUAGAAAAAGUGCUGAUAGCUCUUGAGGAUUUCUCACAAAAUAUUUGCGUGGCUGCCUUCAACAGCCCGCAGGCUUGCACUUUAUCAGGAGAUGAAGGUGCGGUAAAUGUCCUCCAUGAGAAACUCAACAGGAUGUACGCUGAUGAGAAUAUCUUUCUUCAUAUCUUAGAUGUUCCAGCAGCUUACCACAGUCAUCUCAUGGAUCCUAUCCUUGAAGGCAUUCAGAGUCAUCUGGCUUGCCUGGCUGUCAACGACAUAGAAUGCAAGCUAUUUUCUACUGUGACAGGAGCCAAGUAUGUGUAUGGUGACUUUGGAACCGGAAGCUACUGGGCAAAGAACAUCAGGCAACCAGUUUUGUUUGAGCAAACACUGCGGGCUGUCGAAAGAGAUAAGCAGUCAAGAAGAAACAUGGUCUUUGUGGAGAUUGGACCUCGCAGGGCUCUUCAAAGGCACAUCCACGAAACACUUGGAAAAGACAUUAUUGUUCUCUCUGUUCGACCGCAUAAAGAAUAUGAUACCAUCUUGUCUACAGUGGGGAAACUAUUUGAACUGGGUGUCAACGUACACUGGCAGGACCUCUACCAAGGUUAUAAAGCACCACCCACAGCGUUCCCACUCUAUCAGUUUGACAACACACAGAAAGAGGUCUACUUUGAGGAUGUCAGACAAGGAAACGAUUUGUCUUCUUCCUCUUCUUCACCACAUCCGCUGUUGUCCCAAAUAAAGAAGAACAACAAAGAGUACGUAUGCAAUCUCACGACGGAGACCAUGCCAUAUCUCUGGGAGCACAAGCAUAACGGCGUUGCCAUCGUCCCCGGCGCCUUCUAUGUGGAGCUGGCUUUCGCUUCUGUGGUGGCCUAUCUGAAGCCGAGGAGGCCCAUCUCCUUUAUCGAGCUCAGUGUGACGUUUCACAAUCUGCUCAGCGUGAACAAUCACCAGUUGAAAGUGAGGUUUGAAGAAACCGACGGUGUCUUUACAAUAAGCUCCUCUGCUGACCCUCACACCUCUGGUACAUUCAGAUGCGUGGAUGGACCAGCUGUGUUGGAGGAACCAAGUAUUUGUCUGGAGGGAAUCUUUAAAAGGUGCACUUUGAUCGUAACGGCUGUAGAGUUUUACGCCAUUCUUUCUAGAGCAGGAUUUGAUUAUGGAUUUGUGUUCAAACAGCUGAACAAUGUUCAUUUUGGUGAUGAGUUUAAAGAGGCUGUGACAGCAAUCCAUGUUCAAAAAGAACUCCUGAAUCAUCUUCACAACUACUUCAUGCAUCCUGUCCUGUUGGACUAUUUCUUGCAAAUGACUGCUGUCGCAGCCAUGAGGCGUCUCUCAGUCAAGCAAGGAUUCCCCUCGGCUAUUGGCAAGAUUGUCAUUUCAGGACCACCACAAGAGGAGAUGUUUAUUUACAUGCGUGCAACGGAAGAGAAGCCAGACUUCCUUAAAUUGUGCGGUUGCUUUACUACCAAAGAUGGGAAAGUACUGGUGGAACUUCAGGAAGUACAGAUAACAUUUUUGGGUGGUUGUUUGCCUGCUCUGCAUUCUGUGUUUUACCACAAUGAAAUCAUUCCCAUCACAAACAAGAUAAAUUGUGAUAAGAAGAUAAAGGCAAUAGUUUUUGCAGACAAGCUCGGCAUAGCUAAAGCACUCAAGCCAUACUUGCAUCCGGAGUCGUCUUCCGUGGAGGACAGAAAUCACUUGACACCAGGCCAGCUCCAAGACGUUGUUCUCGGCAACAACUUGAGAGAUUUUCUCUUCAUUUGGGCCGUAGAAGAUCUCAGCCACUUACCAUCUGGUAGAACGCUGGACCGCCUGGUGGCCUGCUGUGAGUCAUUCCAACAAAUCAUUUUAGCUUUGAAGGAGAGCCAACAAUCUUGCACUGUCCGUGUUAUAACCUACAGGUCCACAGAGAGGAUUGUAGACUGUGUGAGUUCUGGUUUUGUGCUGUCUGGUAUGAUGAGGGCUUGUGCGGCAGAGGUACCGGGUGUCUCUUUUCAACUCAUUGACCUGAUGUCGCUAACCAGAACAGACAUUGAAUCUUUAGUUGGUGUCAUUAACUCUUGCAAACAAUCCGAAGUCAUUGUUGGUCAAGGACAGGUGUCGACGACAAAGAUAACACGUACGCUCAUGGAGGAGAGAGUUUUAUUUAAGGGUAACAUACCAUCAGUGAAAGAUUUUGUCCUACAGACCGGUCAUCCUUACAGACUGGAAGGUUUGACUGCUAGCCCCAUUGACACAAAUGACGGCACGGUUGCGGAUAAAUCAGUCGAGGUUCAACUACUAAAUGUGUGUGUCCAUUCAGCGGAUUACUUCCCUGUGACACUUUCACACUUGCAUUUUGGAAAGACAUUGUAUUGGAAUAAUCGCAUGACACACAACCACACGCUGUUGGCUCUCGACUUUAGCGGCAUUGUGACAGCCGUCGGGAAAGACGUUUGCAGCCUAAGAGUUGGCGACCGCAUUGCCGCAAGUUACCCAUCUGCAACAGCAAUGAGGGUCGUUAUUCCCGAGUCUGUUUGUUACAACACCGAGAAACUUCCAUUCCUGGAAGAAUGUCCAAGCAUGUCCUUCUUCAUCCUGGCGUGGGAGCUCCUGCAGCGGAUGCUUCCCACUGUGACACGGCAACAGCAGAAAAAGAUGGUCAUUGUCACUCCAGACUUAGCCUCUGCGUUGAUGAAAGUGCUAGCGUUGACAGCAAACCGAUCUGGCUGGAAUGUGUCCUGUUUGCCCCAUUUGCCAAAGCAAGGUACAAGUCCUGACCCGUGCCAAGCCUUUGUCUUCCUGCCCCCAUAUGACAACUCUUGGCAAGAAUUAAGAGAAAACGACAGCCAUGAGCGACAUGCUGUUUUUGUUUGCGGAACGCACCAGUCAUCCUCAUGCUGGACAAACAGCUUUGCGUUCAAGAGUGACUUCCUUCGUGUGCAUGUUCUCCAUGUCCCUCAUGUCCUUCAAAGAGUUUAUCUCAAAGCACAAGGAGGAGCCAUCUUUAGGUGGCUCAUGAUGCUCGGCUUUGAUCGAGCAUCUCUGCCUGUCAAAAGGGAUACAUUUCAAAUCUCAAGCGCAGCAGAAGCUCAGGCUGACGAGUCGUACUUUGCCGCCAAGACAGUGCGCCAAGUGGUUUUAGAUUUGACAGCACCUAACUGCCAAGUGUCAGACAUUCCAUUUCUGGGCAAACCCAGACAACUUUUUCAAAAACACUCUACUUAUAUCGUAACGGGAGGCCUCACCGGUUUGGGUUUUGAAACUGUUAAGUUCAUUGCCAGCAAUGGCGGCGGGUGUAUCGUGACACUGUCCAGACGCAUGCCAACGCAUGAAAUGCAGUCCGAACUGGAUCUCAUCCAGAAGAGGUACAACAUCACCAUCAUGACCUUCCAGUGUGAUGUUUCAAUGUUGCAACAAGUAGUGGAAGCCAUCUCAAAGAUUGAGCAGAGAUUGAGUAGUUGUCCCAUCAAAGGAGUUUUUCACAGCGCUGCCGUGCUCCACGAUGCACCCAUAGAAAAUCUCAAUGCGUCUCUCCUGCAGAAGGUUCUGCAGCCUAAAGUGAGUGGCGCCCUGAAUCUCCACAAUGCCACCCUUCACAAGAAGCUUGACUUCUUUGUGUGCUACUCCUCCAUCUCGUCGCUUCUUGGUAACCAAUCGCAGUCCAACUACGCAGCAGCCAAUUCUUUCCUUGACACCUUUUGUCUUUACCGGAGGAACCUUGGUCUGGCCGGACAGUCCAUCAACUGGGGUCCUCUGAACCUUGGCCUUCUGUUAAAAAAAAAGCACGCCCAAAAGCACCUAGAGAGCAAAGGGAUGCUGGUCAUGGACGUGGGAGAGAUUCAUGAAGCUCUCGCCAAAGUCCUUCUCACCAACAGACCUCAGCAGGUCGUAUGCAAGUUCAACUUGAAAAACGCCUCACUCGGAAAACGACUAUCAACCUUAGUGGACGCAGAACUAAAAGACAACAGGACCAUUGAGCCGCCAGUUCACCAAUCGUCUCCCUCACGUAAAAAUGUGAAAACUAUCAUCGGCGACGUUAGCAACCUUGGUGAGGACGAGUUGGAUGAUAACGCCGCGCUGGGUGCGCUGGGCAUCGACUCGAUGUUGGCCAUGACACUUCAGAAUAAAAUCUUUCAAGAGACGAGUGUAAAUGUACCGUUGGUCAGGAUACUGGACCCGAACACGACAGUGGCAACUUUGGAAAGUUUUGUGAUAAAUAAUAAUAUCAUUUGAUUGAUGUAGAUGACA
Syngnathus typhle (broad-nosed pipefish) is the source of this 6232-nucleotide messenger RNA. RefSeq names its product polyketide synthase 1 (gene pks1). Lineage: Eukaryota; Metazoa; Chordata; Actinopteri; Syngnathiformes; Syngnathidae. The record is from RefSeq and is a predicted model, not a curated record. The transcript has 6 exons. The coding region runs from base 5 to 6217 and encodes 2070 amino acids. Gene Ontology annotation, biological process: fatty acid biosynthetic process. Gene Ontology annotation, molecular function: fatty acid synthase activity; 3-oxoacyl-[acyl-carrier-protein] synthase activity.